Molecule: messenger RNA, 570 nt
Organism: Symbiodinium sp. CCMP2456
Lineage: Eukaryota; Dinophyceae; Suessiales; Symbiodiniaceae
Source: the annotation of a GenBank genome assembly
GAGCAGGCUUGCGUUGAGAAUGAUGAGGCAGGGCCAGGCUACUACGAGCAAGUGGCGGAGUCCUUUCGUCUCUUUGAGGGUGACUCUGAUGCCGUCCAGAACUGGGCUGAGGCCAGUGGCACAGACGUCGCUAGUCAUAUCCGGACCGUCUUCGAGGCGGCAGCAUAUACGGAUCCGUCGACACGUGCGGCGAUGGUUGAGCGAGGGAUCCAGAUGCAACAGCAGCUCCUCAAAGAGAAGCGGGUCAAGAAGAGCGAAAAGUUGGUUCGCGCCGCCAGCAAGGCUCUGGAGAUCGCGAGGGCAGACUCAGGCUACAGAACCGCCAAAGCGCUAGCAGAUGCUGCAUUUCUCGAAGUGUCCGAGCUGAGAACUAAAUGGACGGUGGUGCAGGAGUUUGGUACCAAAGAAGAUGCUUUGCGCUUCGUCCUGGAGUGUCAACCCUUUGACUACCGCCCGGCUGGAGAUGCCUUCGACGACUUCCCUCGCUUCCAAAACAGUAAGGACUGCUUGGCCUACGUUAUGGCGCUGGAACCUUUCCCCUCUGAGUUUCAAAGCCUCUUGGAUAGACAG